Molecule: messenger RNA, 2436 nt
Organism: Miscanthus lutarioriparius
Lineage: Eukaryota; Viridiplantae; Streptophyta; Magnoliopsida; Poales; Poaceae
Source: the annotation of a GenBank genome assembly
AUGGUCAUGGACGCUGGCCUGCACGAGCCGUGCGCGCUGCUGCCGGGAUCCAAGCGCGACGGCCACAUGCCAAUCUACCCCCAAAUCGCCGCCGCCGCCGCAAAUGGGUUCACGGCGGAGGAGCUCGAGUCGCUGCUGUUCCUGUCGCCUGAUGGGAUUGCUUCGGCUGCGGGCGGCGUUGGCGGCAGCUAUCUGAAUGUCGCGCCUACUACUGUGGUUCCGCCCGCCCGCACCAACCGCGCGUCGCCGCCGCGGGAUGCGUCCGCCGCGCCGCCCUCGGUGGCGCAGCCGGACGAUUCGGAGGCGUUCUCGGACAUCGUGCUGGGCUACAUCAACCGCAUGCUCAUGGCCGAGGACAUCGACGAUAAGUUCGAGCACUACCCGGAGCACCCAGCGCUGCUCGCCGCCGAGAAGCCGUUCCUCGAGAUCCUCGCCGAACGGCCCUCGAGCUCCGGCGGCAGCGCGGUUGAGAGCCCCGGCGGCAGCAGUGUCGGCAACUCCUGCUACAGCGCGGGCUCCUGCACCUGCGCCACCGCCACGGCGGCGUCGGAUGCCUUCGGCGCCGUGCUGACGCCGGCGCUUGACUUCACAUCGACCGCGUUCCUGCAGCCGCCACAGCUGUAUCAGGAUCUAAGCCCUGAGAGCAGCGUGGUGGAAGCAGGCGGCGCGUGGCCGUACGACUCGACGGAAUUCUACCAGCUGCAGAGCAACCUGCUCUCGCAGUCCUCGUCAUUCGCGUCAUCCAACGGCAGCGGUGUUACAUUAUCAGAUGGCUUUGAGUCGUUGCUGAGCUCGCCUGGUGUCAUGCCGGAUGUUGGCUUCACCGAUUUUGCGGUGCAGAGCCAGCAGGCUAUGCAGUUCUGCCGCGGGCUUGAAGAAGCAAGCAAGUUUCUGCCUGACGAGAGUAAGCUGGUGAUUGAUCUUGAGAAGCCAGCAUCUGUUACAAGCUUGUUGGCUAACAUCAAAGGGGAGAACAGGUUUGCAGAGGUCAAGACAGAGAAGGCUGAUGUUGAGGCAGCAAUUCACAGAGGAAAGAAGCAUUUCAAUGGUGAUGACUUGGAUGCAGAGGAAGGGAGGUGCAGUAAACAUUCAGCACCAGCUAUUGACACUGAUCACCUUGUGCGGGAGAUGAUGGACAAGGUCUUGUUGUGCAAUGGUGAGAUGUGUUCAAAAGGCGUCAAGGAGCUGCGUGAAGCCCUGCAGCAUGACGUCGCAAAGAAUUCGCAUGGGGUUCAUGGAAAAGGGUCCGGACAUGGCAAGGGCCGUGGCAAGAAACAGCCGAAGAAGGAGGUGGUUGACUUGGAGACUCUCCUCGUCCACUGUGCUCAGUCUGUGGCCACCGAUGAUCGACGUGGUGCAACUGAGCUCCUGAAGCAGAUCAGACAGCAUGCAUCGCCCAAUGGUGAUGGUGACCAGCGUUUGGCGCACUGCUUCGCCAAUGGCCUUGAGGCGAGGCUUGCUGGUAAUGGAAGUCAGAUUUACAAGUCUGUUAUAAUGACGAGGUUUCCCUGCACAGAUGUGCUGAAAGCCUACCAGCUUUAUUUGGCAGCUUGUCCAUUCAAGAAGAUCUUUCAUUUCUUUGCCAAUCAAACCAUUAUGAAUGCCGUGGAGAAGGUGAAGAAAGUUCACAUUGUCGACUACGGUAUAUACUAUGGCUUUCAGUGGCCGUGCCUCAUUCAACGGCUCUCUACCAGGCGUGGUGGCCCUCCAAGACUCCGGAUCACUGGAAUUGACACACCACACCCUGGUUUUCGCCCAGCAGAGCGCAUAGAGGAGACAGGAAGGUAUCUAAAAGAUUAUGCUCAGACCUUCAAUGUGCCCUUUGAGUUCCGAGCCAUUCCAUCUAGGUUUGAGGCGGUUCAGAUAGAGGAUCUCCACAUUGAGAAGGAUGAGCUGCUGAUUGUCAACAGCAUGUUCAAAUUCAAGACACUGAUGGACGAGAGCGUGGUGGCUGAGAGUCCAAGGAACAUGGUCUUGAACACAAUCAGGAAGAUGAACCCACAUUUGUUCAUUCAUGGGAUUGUCAAUGGCUCUUACAAUGCACCAUUCUUCGUGUCUCGCUUCCGAGAGGCCUUAUACCACUACUCUGCUGUCUUUGACAUGCUGGAGACAAACAUUCCGAGGGACAACGAGCAGAGGCUGCUUAUCGAGUCAGCUCUGUUCGGUCGAGAGGCAAUCAAUGUAAUCUCCUGCGAGGGUCUGGAAAGGAUGGAGAGGCCUGAGACAUACAAGCAAUGGCAGGUGAUGAAUCAGAGAGCUGGGUUCAAGCAGCUCCCAAUCAACCAGGACAUCAUGAAGCGUGCUCGGGAGAAGGUUAGGUGCUACCACAAGGACUUCAUCAUCGACGAAGACAACAGGUGGUUACUGCAAGGGUGGAAAGGGCGCAUCAUACUGGCGCUCUCAACAUGGAAGCCAGAUCACAAAUCUUCUUCCUAG